CUUGAGAGGCGUGGAUUUUGGCUUUCAUUACUCUCUCUUUCCUCUGUCUCUCUGUGGCAGUCAACAACAGCCCAUCGAUGAAAAUGUCUGCUUUGAGCCAUAAAAAAAAAGGAGAGAAAGUGAGAGAGGGCGAGCCAGUUUUUGUCUUCAAAAUCUCUCCUUGUUUCUUUCACAUGAUUAAUCAUGUCCAUUAAUAAUCUCUUUCUCUUUCUCUUUCACCUUCCUUCCAGCUUUUGACAUCCUUGAAGCAGACAAUAUCAUUCAAAUCCUACUGAUCUAUUCUCUUGUUUCUCUUUUCUCUAAAUUUUCACUCUAUAAAGGCACAUGGAUAUGUGGGUUAAAUUGCCAGAACAUCAUUGGUACAGGAGAGAAAGCUCAUCUUUCUCUUCAACUCUUCUCGAUUCUAUCUAUCGUUCGAUUGAUGAACCCAACGGUGGUAAAGCAAAAGAAGAGCUGAUUUUCAUCAGAGAGGCUGCCAUGGCGAAGAAGCACGGCAACAACCAUUCGUUGAAGGAAGAAGAAAUGACGAGCCUUCAACGUGCUUGGAUGAUCGAGAAAUGGAUGGAAAAGAAGGCUGAUGAUAAUAAUGUUUUCAUUAGAAGAAAACCCGGGGCGGAUUCUCAAAGAAAUUUCCGAAACAACUUUGAUCCUGUGUUGUUAAAUUCCAGUUCCAGCUCUUCUGAUUCUAGCUCCGGUGGUGGGUUUUCAUCCUCAGAGUCAGAUUCCUUUUACGGUGCAAAAUCAAGGUCGUCGUCUUCAGCAUCAAGCCAUUACAUCACUCAUAGACCUAAACCUAUUCGGACCGGCGUCUCAGCUCGGCUACCUGAAGUCGAAAACAGUUUCCACGGCGCCACACAGCAAAAGCAGAAGCAUGAAGGUGGUUUCGUGAGAACAAAAUCCAAGGCCUCGAAGAUUUACAAUGACCUCAAAAAGGUCAAGCAGCCCAUCUCUCCAGGUGGUAAAUUUGCAACCUUCCUCAACUCGCUUUUCACCGCUGGGAAUACGAAGAAGACAAAGAUUUCAUCGUCAAAAUCCGAUCAGGCAACACCGACGUGUUCUUCGGCUUCCUCGUUUUCAAGAUCUUGUCUGAGCAAGACUCCAUCUUCAAGAGGGAACGGGACCAAAAGGUCGGUCAGGUUUUGCCCAAUUAACGAAGUUAUUCACGACGAAGAGAACAUCCGCCAUGAAAAUGAUCAUCAAAAUCAAACGUUAGUCAGAUCAAAACCGACAAGCAAAGAGCUUGAGUUCCGGUUCAGGGAAGAAAAUGGCCGAGUUGUAGAAGCUGCAAAGGAGCUUUUAAAUAGUUACCAUAAGAAGAAGGAAGAGUAUGAUAUGGGAGAUAUCAGCAACGUCAAUGCACUAUCUACCGACGACAUAGAUGACAACGACGAGGACACAGCUAGUGAUGCAAGUUCCGAUCUCUUUGAAUUGAAUAAUCUGUCAGCUAUCGGUAUCGAAAGGUAUCGUGAUGAGUUGCCCGUGUACGAAACAACACGUUUCGAUACUAAUCGAGCCAUUGCCAAUGGUCUGUUUGUGUAAAAUUAGCAGUAAUUAGGUAGGUGUAUCAGUUAAACUGUU
Hibiscus syriacus is the source of this 1578-nucleotide messenger RNA. Its product is annotated as protein BIG GRAIN 1-like A. NCBI's taxonomy places the organism in Eukaryota, Viridiplantae, Streptophyta, Magnoliopsida, Malvales, Malvaceae. Gene Ontology annotation, biological process: auxin-activated signaling pathway. The transcript has a single exon. The coding region runs from base 325 to 1539 and encodes 404 amino acids. The record is from RefSeq and is a predicted model, not a curated record.